AUGGAGUGGGAUCCCACCCAGUACUUCCGCGCCGAUGAUCCUCCCACGCCCUUUGCCCUGGUGAUUCUGAACCAGCCAAUCAACGAGAAAGCAUUCAGUGUGCUGCGGGAACACUCAUGCAUUACCAUCUGCGCCGAUGGCGGCGCAAACCGGUAUUAUGAGAUGAUGAGACGGCACGGGCGAGAGUCCCUUGAUCUCCCAUCUUUGAUCAUCGGCGACCUGGACUCCAUCCAUCCAGAGAUCAGAACCCACUACGACAACCUGGGCGUCCCUGUCAUCGAAGACCCAGACCAAUAUUCAACAGACUUCACGAAAUGUCUAACCUACCUGCACAGUCACGCACACGAAAUCGUCGCCAAGAAGUCUGGGUCUCGCCGCCCGUCCCAGCAGCCUCUUAAUAUUAUUAUUCUGGGUGGAUUGGGCGGCCGUGUCGAUCAAGCCUUCUCACAAAUCCAUCAUCUGUAUAUGAUGACACAGCAGCAGCAGCAGGAGUCGUCUUCUGCAUUGGUGGGUCACUUGUACCUUGUCUCCGAAGAAAGUAUCACUUUUAUUCUGCGAUCAGGGAAGAAUAUCAUCCGCACGCCGGGAACGAAUCGGCCCGGUUCCACUGUGGUGGGAACGGAGUCCCAUUUUCUGGAGGAAAACGUGGGUAUCAUUCCUCUCUCUGGGCCGGCGAGUAUCACCACCGCUGGGUUUGAGUGGGACGUAGCGGACUGGAGCACGGAGAUUGGAGGGCAGAUUAGUACGAGUAAUCAUAUCCGGGCAGACGUGGUGGAGGUCGCGAGCCGGACUCCGGUUCUGUUCACGCUGGAGUUGGCAAGCAGGUUCAAGAGAGCGAGAUGA
Molecule: messenger RNA, 843 nt
Organism: Aspergillus tanneri
Lineage: Eukaryota; Fungi; Ascomycota; Eurotiomycetes; Eurotiales; Aspergillaceae
Product: thiamine diphosphokinase
Exons: 3
Coding region: 1-843 (280 amino acids)
Biological process (GO): thiamine diphosphate biosynthetic process; thiamine metabolic process
Molecular function (GO): thiamine binding; thiamine diphosphokinase activity; ATP binding
Source: RefSeq, a predicted model, not a curated record